Ectocarpus sp. CCAP 1310/34 is the source of this 504-nucleotide messenger RNA. The record is from the annotation of a GenBank genome assembly. Lineage: Eukaryota; Phaeophyceae; Ectocarpales; Ectocarpaceae.
AUGAUGUUGUUCUGCGGAACCUGGUGUGCUUGGAGGAGGGGAAGACGGAAGCGGGGUGGGGAGGAGACACCCCUUGACCGAGUACGGAGGGCAGUAUGGGGGAUGCUGUAUGCCGAUGAUGCUGGCGUCGUAUCGAGGUCUGCAGAAGGACUGGCGAGAAUGAUGACCAUCAUCGUUGAGGUGUUCGGGGAGUUCGGGCUAACGGUGUCGGAGAAGAAGACGGAGACGCUCCUGAUGCGCGCAAAGGACAAACCGACUACAACGUCACAGCCCGCCCCGCCUCCACCACUGACCAUCGAAGCCGCGGGACCGAAAUACGCUCAGACGACCGAGUUCCGGUACCUCGGUGGCCUCGACAACGAACAUGGCGACCUCACCCGGGAUAUCAACUACAGGAGAAGAAGGGCGUGGGCGUGCCUCAGGCGAUAUGGCCGGGAGCUCUUCGACAGACCGCAAGCGCCAUUCCGACUCAAGAUCCGCCUGCUCCAGGCGGAGGCGAUGNNA